Molecule: messenger RNA, 1824 nt
Organism: Aspergillus japonicus CBS 114.51
Lineage: Eukaryota; Fungi; Ascomycota; Eurotiomycetes; Eurotiales; Aspergillaceae
Exons: 1
Coding region: 1-1824 (607 amino acids)
Source: RefSeq, a predicted model, not a curated record
AUGUCCCGGUUCACUACCAUCAGGAGUCUUUACGGCCAGGCUCAGAUCUGCGACGCCAUGCUACAGGAGCUGGUCAACGACGGGGUGCAGAGAACCCUCUCGUUUGCGGAUGUCCAUGACACAUUCCGACGCUUCGUCAAGGAAUCUCGUUUCUUGACGAGCAAGAAAGCAUCGGUGAGAUACCAGGCCAAGCACCCGGCGACCAUGGAUCUAUUCACCUAUCUGUUCAGGCUCAUGCGCGUCAAUCUGAUGGUGCUCCUGGUCAAGACAGCGCCCCGAGUCACCUUUCUGAGGAACGUCUACAAUUCCAUCAACAAGAUGCGCGUGCAUCUGCUCAGAUCCGAUGCUCGGGGCAAAGGGCACGGCAAGCAUCGCCCCCGGAGGCAUGAGGACCCCUCCAUGUUCUCCGUGUUGGAUGCUGACAACAACGACGUGACGUCGAAGUUCAAGGACUUCGUGUCUCGCAUCAUCAAGCAGAUGUUCCCCUGCGUCGACUCCAAGCUGCGCGAUCGGCUCGGGACAAGGCUGGUCGACAGCCGCAUCGCCAUCGGGUAUCACCAGCAUAAACAUGGCAGACGAGCCGGGUCCAGCAUGCGGAAAACUAGUUGUGGAAGAGUGCAACGAUCGCGGGCCAUGCCCGACGUCUUCACGUGGCCCCCCAUGCCGCAAACCAAAGAAGGUGAGCCCAAUUUCCGCUGCCCCUACUGCAUGGUCUACUUCCCAGUCGGGGAGUUCGAUGCGGUCCGGUGGGAGGAUCACGUCCUCCAGGACGUGCGACCCUACCUGUGCCUCUGGGGCUCGUGCUCCAGCGUCUUCGGGAGCAUGAAGGCGUGGAUCAAGCACAUGGGCGACCACCGACGUGCAAGCGCGAGCGAGCAAGCUCAUCCGAUCGAGCAGUGUCCUUUCUGUGGUCUUCGCGAAGGCGAUCACGGCGCUCGGAGACACGGAAAUGAGGGCCUCUUGCGGCAUAUUGCGGGCCACCUCGACGACCUUGCGCUGCUGGCUCUCCCCGGGCCAAUGGAUAAGCUAUUGGAGAUGCACAUUCAAGGGAGAAGGAUCGGCAUCGAGCCGUACGAGCAUGCCAAUGACGCCAGAGGGCGACAGCGCAGCCGCAGCCGCAGCGAGCUACUAGCUGCAAGGACCUCGGCUGUGGGUGAUGCAGGUUCUCGUAGUCCUAGCCCUCUGCUGAUUCGUGAUAGAGAUUCUAUGAUGGUAGAAAUUGACCGCAGCUCGAUUCGUGGAGGAGACCCGGAAGGAGACCCGGAAGAACACCUUGAUGAACAGGAGCGUGCUGCAGAGUAUGAGAGGAACCCUUUCAUAAAUCCGGGAGAAGAGAGCCAGGAAGAUGACGUCCCAGACGAGGAACCCGAAGACUCUCAUGAUCUGCAUCCCGAAGAAGAAGACCAUGCUGCCAACGAUGAAGAGGAACCUCACGAAGAUCAGCCGGAGGAGGAGGUUCAAGACUCCCCUGAAGGGAAUCCCCUAGAAUUGCAGGAAGAGCGCCCCCAUUUCCCGGAGGAAGAUCUGGAUAAUCAUCCUGCUGCAGACCCAGAGGUGGACCAGGAAGAAGAUUCUAAAGACUCUGACGCUGAAGAGCAGGACCGAGCGAGUAGCCCUGAGGAUGAUGAUGAUGAUGAAGAUCCCGAGGCAGAACCUUCAGGAGAGCCUGGGGAUGGUCGUCGGGCAAACCGUACAAGUAAGAUACCCAAGCUUAAAAAGCGCUCUUCGCCUAAGGACGAAACAAGGGAGAGCAAAGGCUCGCGGAUCCCACGAAAGGUGUCUCCGCCCGUACAAAAUACUCUGUACAAAAGUCUUUUUAAUUAG